Molecule: messenger RNA, 968 nt
Organism: Panicum virgatum (switchgrass)
Lineage: Eukaryota; Viridiplantae; Streptophyta; Magnoliopsida; Poales; Poaceae
Product: acyl-acyl carrier protein thioesterase ATL3, chloroplastic-like
Exons: 5
Coding region: 44-691 (215 amino acids)
Cellular component (GO): chloroplast
Molecular function (GO): fatty acyl-[ACP] hydrolase activity
Source: RefSeq, a predicted model, not a curated record
AAUAGCGAGCUGCUGGUCCUGCACAAUAUAGCAGUAGUUCAAUAUGCCUCAGACAUGUAAUCAGCUACCUGCAAACGCCAAACAGGCAAUUCCUCACUUGGUGAGCGUUAUAACAGCGCGAGCAUUACCUCGCUCCGGCCACUGCCAGGUCGCCUUUCCUGGCCAGAUGGCACAUCUUGGUGGACGGAGGGUCCUGCGUGCUGCCCCCAAACUCUGUCGUCCGCUUCAUGCCAUCCUAGAUACAGAGAGAAAAUUAAGGUUGGACAAAUAUUUCGAAGUGGAGAUGACUGUACGUGAUAGUGAUCUUGACAAAUAUGGAGUUGUCAAUAAUGCCAUCUAUGCUAGUUACAUCGAUAAAGGCCGAGAAAUGCUGCUUGCGGGCCUUGGUUUCAGCACAGAUUCGCUAGCAUCCAGGGGCUGUGCUUUGGCAACGUCAGAGUUAAACCUCAAGUAUUUUGCACCUCUGAAGGAUAAAGACAAGUUUGUGGUAAUGAUGAGGCCAGUCGAAAUCAAGGGCGUACGGAUAUUUGCAGAGUAUUUUAUAGAAACGCUGCCAAAUCGUAAUGUAGUUUUAAAAGCGGUGGGCAGCUUCGUUUGCCUCAACAAAGACUACCGUCCAACUCGUGUGUUCCCGGAGUUGUCAACCAAGCUGCUGCAGUUCUUCGCAUCGGACGAUGACAAGCUCAAUUAGCUUUAUAGUUGUCUACUCGUGGGACCUCGUGUAAUAAUAUAAUAAAGAUCUAUUCCUACAUAAGCCGUCACGGGCACUUGGCUGAACCUAAAGAAAUUGUCUGUAGUUUUAAUUCGGAUCACACUGUCGUAGAUGUAUCUACGUGACUCUGAAUAUGAUUUAUGAGUCCUCCUACAAGUCUGAAAAAAUAGGCAAAAUUAUAGGCCACUGUGAACACAGAAAGAUAACGGUAAAGAUAAGAGAAGCGACUGUGCCUCGUCCCUAUUCCUUGUUUCAA